ACAAAAAAAGUUUACACACGAGACACGGCACACAUUAUUUACGUUAUUAUAAAAUAAAUAAUAACAAAAUAAAAUAUCCAAUUAAUUUGACAAUGUCAAUGAUUGAUGCUCAAUAUUUUUUAAAACAAUUAUUCAAUCGUUGUACAAGUGUCAAAUUACCAGCAAUGAGUUUAUCAAAAUCCCAAAAGAUUGUUAUAAUAUGCUUGGCAAGUGGAACAUUAUUGCUAAGUGGAUUAGCACAAUAUUUAAAAAGAAAACGACGACCACCACAUCCAACAAAUCGUAAAUUUACUCGUGAUUUGAGACAACGUUUAUUAAGUGCUAAACCAUCAAAUUUUGAUGCAGUGUCACAAGUAUCCUGGGCAAAAAGAAGUGAGGCAAGUUCUAGGAGUCAUGUCAGUGACAGAGCCAGUCUUGCUUCAUCAAUAUCUGGAGGACCUGAUGGUGAUGUAAGACUGACACCACAACAAUAUGGCGUUUUAGGUCUUGAAGCAUUGGAAAAAGCAUUAUAUUGUUGGGAAGAUGCAUUAACAGCAUUCAGUUGUGCACUUGGUACCAAUGCACUUGCAUUACCAUCAAAAGCCGAUGCUGCAUUUACUCGUGAUGUACAAGAACUUCUCGACCUUGGUUAUCAAAUUCAAAGUACUGCAGAGUUACUAUUUAUUGAUCAGCACUCGGUAUUAUUUUGCAAUGACAGCGAUGGAAGUGAAGCAAGUUAUAAGAGAGCUUCAACAGCAAGAUCUGGCAAAGAAAAGGAUAAAGCUGACGCAGCUUCGUCACCUGAGUCUUUUGCUUCAGCAAAGGAUGGAGUCGCAGACCUCAAGGAGUUUGAAGAAUUCUCAGAAUUUUUUCCACACUUUGAAAAACAAAAAUUAUAUCAUACUGCAUUGCAAUUACAUGAAGAUCAAGGUAUUGAAUGUAGAAAAUUACACAGUGAAAUGGUUAGAUGUGGUUCAGAUGUUGAAUAUUUAGCUAAGGUACAUUGUUUGAGACAAGCAUAUUCAAGAUUAUUUAGUUUACCUGGUACUGCUAAUUGGAUAUCUGAUAUUGGUCGUCAAGUUAUAAGUGAUCUUAUUAUAUUUGCUGAUCGUGAUCCAAAAGAUUUUAUUACUGCUUAUGAUAAAAUGUUAAUAUUUCUUGCUGAUACUAAUAAUCAAAAAGUCAUGCAAGAAGAACUUGGUGGUCGUGGUGUUAAAUGUAUGAAUUUUUAUGAUGUUCUUAUUGAUUUUAUGCUUCUUGAUGCAUUUGAUGAAGUUGAAAGACCACCAACAUCAAUCAAAGCUAUUCUACAAAAUCGUUGGAUAUCUGCCAGUUUUCGUGAAACUGCAAUUGGAACAGCUGUUUGGUCAGUAUUAAUGGGAAAACGUCAAAUGUUAAAAUAUAAUAAUGGAUUUUUAUCACAUUUUUAUUCAAUAUCUGAACAAAUAUCACCAGUACUUGUAUGGGGUUUUCUUGGUCCAGAUGGAAAUUUAAAAACAACUUGUACAUAUUUUAGAGAUCAAAUUAUUGAAUUUUUAAUUGAUAUAUUUAAUUUUUUUAAAGUUAGAUAUACUAAUGUUGAUAAUCUUGCUGAAGAUAUACUAAAUGAAAUGAGAAUUAGAGUUGAAAAUAUUAAUCAACGUCUUUCACUAGAAGGUUGUUAGUAUAAUUAUUUAUUAUAUAAAGUAGAAAACGUAAUUAAAAUAACACACAAAAAGGGAAUUUUUUAUAAACUAAUUCUUGAUAAAUUAAAUCACAAAAUUUUGAUAUAUCAUGCACUUGUCUUUUGUACAAUUAAUCUUUGUGUUUUUUAUUUUUUAAACACAAUUUUUUUUUUUAUUCAACUGGAUUAUUUAUUAAUUGAUUAAGUAUUUAUUAUUAUUUUUUUUCUCAUUUGACAGUGAUAAGUUUAUUUAAUUAUUGUCUUUGUAUAUAUCCAUGUACAGAAUUAAUAGUAAAAAUAAUUUCAAUACAAACAA
Aphidius gifuensis is the source of this 1958-nucleotide messenger RNA. It is a transcript of the gene Miga, whose product is annotated as mitoguardin. The record is from RefSeq and is a predicted model, not a curated record. Gene Ontology annotation, biological process: mitochondrial fusion. The transcript is spliced from 8 exons. The coding region runs from base 93 to 1643 and encodes 516 amino acids. NCBI's taxonomy places the organism in Eukaryota, Metazoa, Arthropoda, Insecta, Hymenoptera, Braconidae.